AUGGUCAAAUCGCACGAAGGCAUAAUCGGCAAUGGCUACUGGAAGCCAGUCAAGGCUGAUACAGAACCUUCCUCGUUCAACCGAGCAACAGAAUGGUGCGGCAAGGCCAUCCGCCCAUCGUUCCUCAGAGACUCAGACUCGACAUCUGCCAGGAAGCGCACAGCAUAUCUAGAUGGCUUGCGAGGCUUCGCAGCGCUGUUGGUAUACUGGGGACAUCACGAACUAUGGGCACAUGAUUCAGAAGCUAUCCUCGAGAACGUGUAUGGCUACGACUCGCAGUACUAUUUCGUCAACUUACCUGGUGUACGGCUGUUCUUCUCAGGGGGCCAUCUGGCGGUCACAAUCUUCUUCGUUCUUUCUGGAUAUGUUCUAUCUGCCAAACCACUGACGUACAUCCAAGCUGGGGAACAACUUUCGCUGGGAGACAAUCUAUCUUCUGCACUGUUCAGACGCUGGAUUCGUCUACAUAUCCCACUUAUCUGCACGACGUUCUUGUUUAUGAGCUCGUGGCACUUGUUCGGAUACAAAACAGAUACCGAAGCACAGUCCAACUUUCGCGAUGAGGUUUGGAACUGGUACUGCGAAUUCAAGAACUUCAGUUUUGUCUUCCGAACAGGUGGUGAGCCAAUGUUCUCAUACAACUUCCACACGUGGUCGAUUCCCGUGGAGUUCCGCGGCUCUGUCGCAGUCUACACAGCACUGUUGGCAUUUUCAAGAUGCACGCGGAACGCUCGGCUCUGGUGCGAAGUCGGACUUGUAAUAUACUUCAUGUAUAUUGCAGACGGCUGGUCCAACGCGGCUUUCAUAGCCGGCAUGCUCCUCUGCGACCUUGAACUCCUUUAUGCAAGCAGAAACAUCCCAGAGACGUUCAAGCCCCUGGCACGAUUUAAACACACCAUCUUCUACUUGAUGUUUUUCAUUGCCCUCUAUCUUGCGGGCGCUCCUGCUUCAAGUUCUGACAUACAUGUCCUAAAGAACUCUCCUGGGUGGCAUUAUCUCUCGUAUCUCAAGCCGCAGGCAGUGUAUGACUAUAAGUGGUUCUACCUUUUCUGGGCAGCCACAUUUAUGGUUGCUUCAAUCCGACAUAUUUCGUGGCUGAAGCGCUUCUUCGAGACACGCUUCAAUCAAUACCUCGGACGCAUCUCAUAUGGAUUUUACUUGGUCCAUGGCCCCAUCUUAUGGUCUUUAGGAGACAGAAUUUACGCAGCCGUUGGCUGGUCAAGAGAGCCGCAUGCAGUGAAUAUGCCUGAGUGGAUAAAUUUUCUUCCUAUAACGAAAGCUGGUCCAUAUGGUUUGGAGGUCAGUUUUCUUCUUCCACAAUUAGUCCUACUGCCGAUUACUCUGUGGUCGGCAGAGAUUGUGACUGUACUCUUUGAUGAACCCAGUGUGAGGUUUGCACAGUGGCUGUAUGGCAAGACAUUGGCUCCUUGCGUGAAGGCUUAA
Molecule: messenger RNA, 1443 nt
Organism: Exophiala bonariae
Lineage: Eukaryota; Fungi; Ascomycota; Eurotiomycetes; Chaetothyriales; Herpotrichiellaceae
Exons: 1
Coding region: 1-1443 (480 amino acids)
Biological process (GO): polysaccharide biosynthetic process
Cellular component (GO): membrane
Molecular function (GO): acyltransferase activity, transferring groups other than amino-acyl groups
Source: RefSeq, a predicted model, not a curated record